AUGGCAACUACAAACCACACAGCUGUUUCAGAAUUCCUUCUCCUGGGACUGACAGAUGACCCAGCACUGCAGCCCCUCAUCUUCAGCCUGUUUCUGUCCAUGUACCUGGUCACCAUCCUGGGGAACCUGCUCAUCAUCCUGGCUGUCAGCAAUGACUCCCACCUCCACACCCCCAUGUACUUCUUCCUCUCCAACCUGUCCUUCAAUGACAUUUGCUUGAUCACCAGCACAAUCCCCAAGAUGCUGGUGAACAUCCUGAGACAGGAUCAGAGCAUCACCUAUGCAGGCUGCCUCUCCCAGAUCUGCUUUGUCUUGAUUUUUGGUGGUUUAGAAAAUUGCCUGCUUGCAGUGAUGGCCUAUGAUCGCUAUGUGGCCAUUUGUCACCCCCUGACAUACACUGUCAUCAUGAAUCCCCACCUCCGUGUCCUGCUGGUUCUACUCUCCCUGCUCAUUAGUGUUGUGCACGCCCUCCUCCACACUCUGAUGGUGCUGUGGCUGUCCUUCUGCUCAGAUGUGGAGAUCCCUCACUUCUUCUGUGAACUUGCUCAGGUCAUCAAGGUGGCCUGCUCUGAUACCCUCAUCAAUAAUGUCCUGGUAUAUCUGGUGGCUGGUCUAUUUGCUGGUGUUCCUCUCUGCGGUAUCAUUUUCUCUUAUGUUAACAUUGUGUCCUCUGUCUUGAGAAUGCCCUCAUCCAAAGGAAAGCAGAAAGCCUUUUCCACCUGUGGGUCUCACCUGUCUGUUGUCUCCUUGUUCUAUGGGACAGGUUUUGGGGUGUACAUUAGCUCUGAGGUGACUGACUCUCCCAGGAAGACUGCAGUGGCUUCAGUUAUGUACUCUGUGGUCACUCAGAUGCUGAACCCCUUUAUCUACAGCCUGAGGAACAGGGACAUGAAGGAAGCCCUGAGGAAGCUCAUAGGAAGGACAGCUUCUCUAUGA
Molecule: messenger RNA, 936 nt
Organism: Marmota monax (woodchuck)
Lineage: Eukaryota; Metazoa; Chordata; Mammalia; Rodentia; Sciuridae
Product: olfactory receptor 7G2-like
Exons: 1
Coding region: 1-936 (311 amino acids)
Biological process (GO): G protein-coupled receptor signaling pathway
Cellular component (GO): membrane
Molecular function (GO): olfactory receptor activity; G protein-coupled receptor activity
Source: RefSeq, a predicted model, not a curated record